This is a messenger RNA of Lotus japonicus, 3162 nucleotides long. Its product is annotated as ubiquitin carboxyl-terminal hydrolase 8-like. The transcript has 13 exons. Lineage: Eukaryota; Viridiplantae; Streptophyta; Magnoliopsida; Fabales; Fabaceae. Gene Ontology annotation, biological process: protein deubiquitination. The record is from RefSeq and is a predicted model, not a curated record. Bases 27 to 2819 code for a protein of 930 amino acids. Gene Ontology annotation, molecular function: cysteine-type deubiquitinase activity.
UAUGAAUCUAUGAGGUACUAUAUGAUAUGACCCGAUUAUCCGAAAAGCUCCGUUUAUCUUCCUUGCUCCUGAAACCGACCCGUUUUCUCGCUCUAGUUUCUCUCUCUACUCUCUUCCGUCUCUGCAAGUCCCUCGCUCGCUUCCUACUCUCCCAAACCCUACCUUUCUUCUCCAUGGACAGCCUCUUCUCCAGUAACUCCGACUACUUCUCCGACGACUUCGAUUCCUCCUACUCCCACCGUCGCUUCUUCCGUGACGAUGACCGUGAUUCCGUCGCCGACGAGAGGGUCUACCUACUCCCCUACAAGUGGUGGGAGGAAGUUGAAGGUGAAGCUGAUGAUGGUGGAGGAGGUGUUCUGUACACGGUGUCGUCUAGUGCUGAUUCUGACUCUGAGAUUUUGCUCGAACUGACUCUCGAAGAGAGCGGCGAAGAGAGCCACGAGAAGAUUAAGAAUCUGGAGGUAGAGUUUUCCGGCCGUCAGUAUGCAUUGGUCCCGGAAGGAAUGUGGUUGCGUGCUCUCAAACGGUAUAAUGAUUUUAAUAAUGCAGUAAAUUCAGAAGAGGACUGUUUGCUGGAUUUGUUCCCCUUGCAAGUUAGGAUAUCGGUUUCAGGGGAAACCAGUUCACUGGUAGCAACGAUAAGCCAAAAGGAAAACAUGGUUGAAUUCUACAAGAAAGCUUGUGGCAUUUUCAAUCCCGCGUAUAACCCAGUGCAUAUUUGGGACUUUUCAGGGCAGACGACCCAGUUAUUUAUGAAUGACAAAGUUAGGUUGCCAAAUGAUUCUCACGGUCAACCUGGAAAAGAGGUUCUUCUGGAGUUACAAGUUCAUGGAUUUUCAGAUUCAGUGAUGGGUAAUGGGAGAGAUGAGAUGAUUUCAGAUAGGUCUCAGAUGGAAUGUUCUUCUAGCAGUAGCUCUGUUGUGAUGAAUGGAAGCACUGGCAAAGUGAUUCCUUAUGUAGCAACAUCCAACUAUUCUCAAGGCUGUAGCUAUAGAGCAGUUCGAACUUUGGGCUUGACAGGGCUACAAAAUCUUGGAAAUACCUGUUUUAUGAAUAGUGCCAUUCAGUGUCUGGCUCAUACCCCUAAGCUUGUUGAUUUUUUCCUCGGAGAUUACCGUAAAGAGAUAAAUUAUGAAAAUCCCCUGGGAAUGAAUGGAGAACUUGCUCUAGCUUUUGGAGAUCUGCUUAGAAAGCUGUGGGUUCCUGGACAAAGGCCUGUUGCACCACGAAUAUUUAAGAUGAAACUGGCUAAUUUUGCCCCUCAGUUUAGUGGUUAUAGCCAGCAUGACUCUCAAGAACUUCUUGCCUUUUUGUUGGAUGGACUGCAUGAAGACCUUAAUCGUGUAAAACGGAAGCCAUAUCAUGAAGUUAAGGAUGCAGAUGGCCGUCCAGAUGAAGAAGUUGCAGAAGAGUAUUGGCGAAAUCACCUUGCUCGCAACGAUUCCAUUAUAGUUGAUUUGUGCCAAGGUCAAUUCCGCUCAACACUGGUUUGCCCUACUUGCAAGAAGGUUUCUAUCACAUUUGACCCAUUUAUGUAUCUAUCCCUGCCUUUACCUUCUACAACGAUGCGGACCAUGACUGUAACUGUCAUGAGCACUGAUGGGAUUCAACUGCCUUCUAGAAUUACUGUAACGGUGCCUGAAUAUGGUACAAUAGAAGAUCUUGUUGGAGCCGUAAGUGCUUCUUGUUCUCCGAGAGAUGAUGAAAUCCUCUUGUUGGCUGAGGUAUACAAGAAUAAGAUUUUUCGAAUAUUUGAUCCGCCAUCUGAAAAAUUAACCGAAAUCAGAGAUCAAGACAAACUUGUUGCUUACCGAUUGAAGAAGUAUAAUGACGCUAGUACCUUGGUUAUUUUCAUGCAUGCGAAACGUUUGGUGGAAGAUUAUGUGAAUGGGAGGUUUGAAAAUGUACUGGUUGGUAUUCCAGUUGUGACAAGGUUGUCCAGUAUUUCUUAUGGACAUGAUGUUCAUAGGGAGUUUCUGAAGUUAAUCAAUCCAUUUAUGAUGCAAAACACUGAAGAUAUGACAGAUGAGUACGACCAGGAUGAUGAUGUUAUUGAAAAAGUACAUACUGAUGAUGAAUUGGGUGAUCCUACUGGCUCUGCAGCAUUAGGAAGUGAUGUAGUCUCAAGCAGUGGAGCAGAAGAUGAUUUGAUACAUUCAAGUACUGACUUCGAAUUCUACUUUGCUUCUGAGUCAGGAAUAGAAGAUAAGAUGACACUGAGCGAUCCAUUACCAGACACAUUGUCCCCCAAAGGGCUUGUGGUAGUUGUUUUCUGGUCGGAUGAUAUGCUUAAAAAGUAUGAUAAAAAUCUGCUGGGCUCAUUGCCUGAUGUGUUCAAGCCCCAGCUAUUCACCAAGAGAACACAGGAAUCAAUUUCUAUUUACAAGUGCCUUGAAGCCUUCUUGAAAGAGGAACCUCUUGGACCAGAAGAUAUGUGGUACUGUCCUUCCUGCAAGAAACCUCAGCAAGCAACUAAAAAGUUAGACCUUUGGAGAUUGCCUGAAAUCGUUGUUAUUCAUUUGAAGAGAUUCUCAUACAGCCGAUACUUCAAGAACAAGCUGGAUACAUUUGUUGACUUCCCAGUUAAUGAUCUGGACUUCUCAGCUUAUGUUGCUCACAUGAAUUAUCAGUCUUCCAAUCGCUAUGUGUUGUAUGCAAUUAGUUGUCACUAUGGAGGGUUGGGAGGUGGUCAUUAUACAGCAUUUGUCCGUUAUGGCCAUGAGAAAUGGUACGAGUUUGAUGACACCAGGGUUGCCCCUGCUAAUGAGGACGAGAUUAAGACUUCUGCUGCUUAUGUUCUUUUUUACAGGAAAGUUUAGAUGAAAACUUUAGAAGUGUGCAAUUAGUGUUGAGGCUUUUUAGACUUUUUGCAUAUACAAUUGUCUGGCUUCCUCAAAAUUGCAGCUGAACCGAUACUGGUUAAGUUUUACUGAGAGUAGUGAAGAGAAAAAGAAAAGGAUUUGAUAUUUUGUACAGCUUUUAGAAGCUAAAAGGGGUAGAUCUUAAAUUUUUAAAGCUGGAGGGUAGAUUAUUACAGCUGUUGUGCGACAUGUAUAUAUAUUUAUGCAACAUGAAAACAUUUAACCCAUUUUUUGCAGAUGUAGCUUUGGUUCUUUUUCAGCCGUGAUUAUAUAAUGGGAAAUUACUGUUUUUUUGUCUCUA